Messenger RNA from Ochotona princeps (American pika), 1383 nucleotides. RefSeq names its product ventral anterior homeobox 1 (gene VAX1). Gene Ontology annotation, biological process: neuron differentiation; central nervous system development; regulation of DNA-templated transcription. The record is from RefSeq and is a predicted model, not a curated record. The transcript is spliced from 3 exons. Bases 1 to 1008 code for a protein of 335 amino acids. Lineage: Eukaryota; Metazoa; Chordata; Mammalia; Lagomorpha; Ochotonidae. Gene Ontology annotation, molecular function: DNA-binding transcription factor activity, RNA polymerase II-specific; DNA binding.
AUGUUUGGGAAGCCAGACAAAAUGGACGUUCGGUGCCACUCGGACGCCGAGGCUGCCCGGGUCUCCAAGAGCGCACACAAGGAGAGCCGUGAGAGCAAGGGCGCGGAGGGGAACCUGCCCGCCGCCUUCCUCAAGGAGCCGCAGGGCGCCUUCCCGGCGUCCGGCCCCGCCGAAGACUGCAACAAAAGUAAAUCCAAUUCUGCCGCCGACCCGGAUUACUGCCGCCGGAUCCUGGUCCGAGAUGCCAAGGGGUCUAUCCGAGAGAUCAUCCUGCCCAAGGGCCUGGAUCUGGACCGGCCCAAGAGGACUCGCACGUCCUUCACGGCGGAGCAGCUCUACCGGCUGGAGAUGGAGUUCCAGCGCUGCCAGUACGUGGUGGGCCGCGAGAGGACCGAGCUCGCCCGGCAGCUCAACCUCUCCGAGACCCAGGUGAAGGUCUGGUUCCAGAACCGGCGCACCAAGCAGAAGAAGGACCAGGGCAAGGACUCGGAGCUGCGCUCGGUGGUGUCGGAGACCGCGGCCACGUGCAGCGUGCUGCGGCUGCUGGAGCAGGGCCGCCUGUUGUCUCCUCCUGGGCUGCCUGCGCUGCUGCCGCCGUGCGCCACCGGCGCUCUGGGCUCCGCGCUGCGCGGACCCAGCCUGCCCGCCCUAGGAGCAGGCGCUGCCGCGGGCUCCGCUGCUGCUGCUGCCGCGGCCGCAGCCCCAGGUCCCGCGGGCGCUGGGUCUCAGCACCCGCCCGCCGUGGGCGGCGCUCCGGGCCCCGGGAGCACCGGACCGGGAGGACUGCACGCGGGAGCGCCAGCUGCUGGCCACGGCCUCUUUAGCCUGCCGGUGCCGUCGCUGCUCGGCUCGGUCGCCAGCCGCCUGUCCUCCGCCCCGUUGACAAUGGCUGGAUCGCUAGCCGGGAAUUUGCAAGAACUCUCCGCCCGGUACCUGAGCUCUUCGGCCUUCGAGCCCUACUCCAGGACCAACAAUAAAGAAGGGGCCGAGAAAAAAGCACUGGACUGAUCCUGUCUCCCCAUAUUUAUAUUUAUAGUAUCUAUUGUGGUGAUAUUUAUGGACACGCAUUAGGCGCCCGGGGCUCCUGUGCUGGGCUCCCGGCUCGCAGCAGGCCUCCGAAACCUCGCUCUCCCCUUCUCAUCAGGCUCUGCCUCCGAAUCCGUCUCUUUUGGGCCAUUUUUAUUAUUUUUAUUUUUAUUUUUUACCUUUCCUUCCCUGUCUUCCUCCCCGCCCCUUCCCAUCCCCAAACUUUUUUUUCUGCAAUUCAGGAGCUAUCCAAAGAAUUCAGGGGAGAAAUGCCUGAAUUAGCCAACCCGUUGCCCCCAGCCAGUGCCCAGCCCUGGAGGGCCAAGUGUGGGUUUGCAGUCUAGAGUUCCGGACACC